AUGCAUAGAGAAGCCAAAGAUACCAAAUUCUCGUACCAGGUGAUCCACUGUUCCGGCUACCUGAAGAUCAAACACUACACAUUAGACAUGGCUCCCUACGACAGCUGCUACCAGAACGUGGGGCUGGUCGCCGUGGGCCACUCCCUCCCGCCCUCCGCCAUCACCGAGAUCAAGAUGCACUCCAAUAUGUUCAUGUUCAGAGCCUCUCUCGACCUCAAACUCAUCUUCCUAGACGCCCGAGUGGGAGUCUUGACGGGGUUCGAGCCUCAGGACCUGAUCGAGAAGACUCUCUACCAGUACAUCCACGGCUGUGACAUGAUCCACAUGCGCUUCUCACACCACAUGCUGCUGAUGAAGGGCCAAGUGACCACCAAGUACUACAGGUUCCUCACCAGAGACGGUGGGUGGGUGUGGGUCCAGACCUACGCCACUAUAGUCCAUAACUCGCGCUCCUCUAGACCUCACUGUAUCGUUGCCGUCAACUACGUCAUCAGUGAGGUGGAGGCUCGGGAGGGUCGGCUAUCCUGGGAGCAAGUUGGAGGGGGUCGCGGGGAGGAGGGGGGCAGCUGGGGUGAGGCGGGGGGGAUAAAGGGCAUGACGGGGGGUCGGCUCAAGUGCCGCACCUCCCCCUACCCUUCCCCAGCCCCCACCGAGGCCCUACACGAGGUACUGGACGGCCCGGGAGGGGCAGCUAUCCACUACCCCUCCGCCCUAGCGCCCCCUCCCCUAGCCGCACCCUCAACCCCUUACCCAGACCCCCGCCUACCCUGCUACCCCCCAGCUUACGACGUGUACGACGAGCGAUACGUGCGGGGCGACGCGCAGCAGUACGCGGGGUGCAGCGCCCCCCUCGACCCCACCCCGCUGCCCCCCGCCGCCUGCCACUACACCAGCGCCAAGACCUCCGGGGGCUACGAGGAGCGACCCUGGAGUCAAGGUUCAGGCAGCUCCUCGGCCUCCGAGGACCCCAGACACGAGUACUCCUCCUCCAACAACAACAACAACAAUACGCCCACGCUGGCUACGCCCAUGUACCCUCUACACGACUACUACGCCCACGCCCACGACAAAUUCUACGCCACGGAUAAGCUGCACUACGCCGCGGCAGCUGCUGCGGACAAGACACAGUACGCAGAAAAGUUCCAGUAUUCCGAUAAGGUACAGUACGCAGCGGGGGUGGGAGGGGCGGCCGGGGGCGGGAGCUGCGUAAGGGGCGUAUAUAGCUACGUCGACGCCGCGCUCAGUACGCAGACGGAGACGGCCAUGACCAGCAAGACGCACGUUCUGCCCCAGCUCGGUUACACCUCCGUCAUUGUGGACGCCCAACAGUACAACGCACAGAAUGAAUUUGUGCACUAGAUGCCUCCCUCCUUCCCUCCUUCUCUUCCUUCUUCUCCCUCCCCUCCCUCCCCUCCCUCCUCUUCCUUCCGCCUGACCACAUUUCACGCCCGGCGACGCCCAAACAAUUCAGUAAGCUUGAAAAGUCACAGUGCAAUUUUGAUGCAAUCUUACAGGUCACCAGAGGCUACAACGUAGCCUCACAUGUCACCAAAAGCUGCAACAUGGCCUCACACGUUACCAGAGGCUGAAACGUAGCCUCACGUUACCAGAGGCUGUAACAUAGCUUCCUAGGUCACCUGAGACUGCAAGGGAACCUCACUGGACACACGAGAGGCUGCAACAUAGCGUCACAGGUCACCUAAGAUUGCAAUUCUGCUAUGUAAGUGCUGCUCCCCGCUGACCUGUAUCAGCUCAGCUCAACAUUGACACUAAAAUCACUCCCGUAGCCAACACUGCCUAAGGCUGUGUCAUGUGUCUUCUGCUAGGACGCGCACGAGCAUGGUAUACCUCUGUGUAACGUCUAGUGUACGAUAAAUAAUUACAAAAAGUGGGAAUACGAGAGCUUGAGAAAACGGGAACCAGAGACAGAAAGAAUCUGCGUGCAAAGAGAUUGGAAAUUUGCAUACCAUAAAAAACGGGAAUCUACAUGUCGUAGAAACCGGAAUCCGGGUACUAGAGAAAGUGGGAAUCCGAGUGUAAUUAUUAGUGUCAGGACAUCACAUGAUAAUCCACAUCCGAUGGCGUAUGGCUCAGAGAAAAAGGGAAGGCGUGUGCCAAGCUCAAUGUUUUUAAUUUAAUUAACAGCUCAAGCUUAAAUGUCAGUUUGUCCAUACAAAUUUAAUUUGUGAAUCAAAUUUUUUGCCUACAAAAUAUAAGAAAUCAGUGCAACUUUAUCACCGCCGAAAAUUCUGUUCAUAAAAUUACUUGCCAAAUAAAAAGAGAGAAAUAUAUAUAUACAGAAAUCGGGAAUCUAUGGCGAAGGAAAAUAUAUUUCCUAAGAAAAAUUAGAGUUUGCGAUUUGAAAAUAAAAAAAAAAUCAUAAAAACAUCCAUAUAUUGUAAAAGAACAAAAAACGUGUUCCGUUAAGAAACAAAGCAUAAACAUUAAUAUAUAAUUUUAACUAAUUUUAGUAUACAUAUGUAUGUAUAAUUGUAAACUCCGCUGCCUAGGAAUAUUACAUUUACUAUCCCUUUGAUCUCCCCAAGGCACUACGGGCUCACCAUAGCCCGUGCUACUUGGAACUUUGUUCCAGGUAGCGAAUCUUUAACAACAACAAUGAUCUCCCCUCCCCCCCAAAAAAUACAGUAUAUAAAAUAUAUCAAAGAAAUGGACAAACUAUUGGCUGCCUCAUGUGGGUGUGAAUGUUGAUUGGCUCUUAUUUCGGCCAUUUCUAGUCCCUUAAUUGGCUGCCUCGCUAGCAUUGUUAUGGACGGUAAUUAACUACAUUGCGGGAGCCAUUCGCUUAUCACCGAUGUCCUGGUUUUACUGCAUAUUGGCGAUUAAUAGGGUAAUUCCCCUUUCAGAGACCGGGCUCUGACGCUAGGCUGUUUUAUCUCUCUACUGAGCGAUGAUUGGCUCUUGUGCUGGGACGCCGCUACGACCCUAAUUGGCAAACCAUACGAAUAAACAACCUAUGUAAACAAUUUUCAGUGUGCUCGCACGCACGCACGCACGCACGCACGCACGCACGCACGCACGCA
Molecule: messenger RNA, 3041 nt
Organism: Procambarus clarkii (red swamp crayfish)
Lineage: Eukaryota; Metazoa; Arthropoda; Malacostraca; Decapoda; Cambaridae
Source: RefSeq, a predicted model, not a curated record